GCGCUGCGGCUUCUGCGGGUGGUUAUGUUUUACCUGGUUAUCCAAUCGCAAAUAUAUAUUUUAAAACAUACGGAUAUAUGUCUUUGUAUCAAUGUUUGUUAUUUGUUCAAGAUCUAAAAUUGGGUCAUUAUAUGAAAAUCCCUCCAAAAAAUAUGUUCAUAUCACAAAUAUGGGGUACAUUUGUUGGUGUAAUUGUAAAUUAUUGGAUAUUACAACUUAUAAUCGAUAAAAAAAGGUCUUACCUUGAUGGUACAGAACAAGAUCCAACAGGCCAAUGGACUGGCUUCUCAUCUCAAAUAUUUAACACUGCAUCUAUAAUAUGGGGAUUAAUUGGUCCAGCAAGAACUUUUGGA
This is a messenger RNA of Scutellospora calospora, 353 nucleotides long. The record is from the annotation of a GenBank genome assembly. Lineage: Eukaryota; Fungi; Glomeromycota; Glomeromycetes; Diversisporales; Gigasporaceae.